Cyprinus carpio (common carp) is the source of this 1592-nucleotide messenger RNA. It is a transcript of the gene brcc3, whose product is annotated as BRCA1/BRCA2-containing complex, subunit 3. Gene Ontology annotation, cellular component: BRISC complex; BRCA1-A complex. The coding region runs from base 125 to 964 and encodes 279 amino acids. Lineage: Eukaryota; Metazoa; Chordata; Actinopteri; Cypriniformes; Cyprinidae. The transcript has 8 exons. Gene Ontology annotation, biological process: double-strand break repair. Gene Ontology annotation, molecular function: metallopeptidase activity; cysteine-type deubiquitinase activity; polyubiquitin modification-dependent protein binding. The record is from RefSeq and is a predicted model, not a curated record.
CCCUCCCGUUUCCUGUCGGAAGGAAUUGAAUGUAGCGCAUGCGCUGUACUGCUCUGGAAGUGCUGUACAGUGAUAAACAAACAAACAAAUCAGAGAAAAACAUUAAGUUAGAAUACUUUAUAUAAUGGCAGUGAGCGCUGUGCAUUUAGAGUCCGACGCAUUUCUAGUGUGUAUGAAUCACGCUCUGAGCACGGAGAAAGAGGAAGUAAUGGGGCUCUGCAUCGGCGAGGUGGACACAAACCGCAUCGUGCACAUCCAUUCUGUCAUAAUUCUGCGUCGAUCAGACAAGAGGAAAGACCGAGUGGAGAUUUCGCCAGAGCAGCUGUCAGCCGCUUCUACUGAAGCCGAGAUAUCCUUUGACCAGGGCCCUGAGCAGAUGGCAGCACAUUUUCUUAAUAUGAGGCACAGGUUGGCUGACAUGACGGGACGUCCCAUGAGGGUUGUGGGCUGGUACCACUCUCAUCCACACAUCACUGUGUGGCCAUCACAUGUUGAUGUUAGGACUCAAGCAAUGUAUCAGAUGAUGGAUCAGGGUUUUGUUGGCCUCAUCUUCUCAUGCUUUAUAGAAGAUAAAAACACAAAGACCGGCAGAGUUCUGUACACCUGCUUCCAGUCAGUACAAGCCCAGAAAAGCUCAGAGUAUGAGCGGAUCGAGAUCCCCAUCCAUGUAGUCCCACAUGAAGCCAUUGGGAAAGUAUGUCUGGAGUCCGCCGUGGAACUACCCAGAAUCCUCUGUCAAGAAGAACAGGAUACAUACAGAAGGAUUCAUAGUUUAACUCAUCUGGAUCCAAUCACAAAGAUCCAUAAUGGAUCAGUGUUCACUAAAAACCUGUGCAGUCAGAUGUCGGCCAUAAGCGGCCCGCUGCUGCAGUGGCUAGAAGAUCGACUGGAACUGAAUAAACAUAGUAUCAUCAAACUCCAGAAAGAGAAGGAGCGACUGACACAAGAAUUGGCUUCAUUGUAAGGAGAAUAAAAGGAAGCGAUGAGAGUUUUAACAAAUCUACCCUACUGCCAUAUUUUAAUCAGAAAUCAAUGGGAGGGCAAAGACAAGAUGUCUAUAAUUUCAAAUUUUGGGACCUCAGCACGUUUGCAAUGCUGUGUCUCAUUGCUUCCAUCCAGAGAUUUGAAUUACUGUCUGACUCUGUCAUUCAUAUAUAUAUACACACAUCUAAAAUGAGCAUUUUUAUCAGGCUCCUAUGCUUAGGUUCAGUCAUUUUACUUUAAUGGCAGUGUACAAGUCCUUUUCUAUGCCAUUAAAGUGAAAUAACUGAACAUAAAUAUAGGAGCCUAGAUGAACAUUUCAGACAGCUCUUAGGAGGAUUUUGCAUCGGAACUCUUCAUACAUAUAUAUAUAUAUAUAUGACAGAGUCAGACAGUUAUUCAAAUCUCUGGAUGGAAGCAAUGAGACACAGCAUUGCAAACGUGCUGAGGUCCCAAAAUUUGAAAUUAUAGACAUCUUGUCUUUGCCCUCCCAUUGAUUUCUGAUUAAAAUAUGGCAGUAGGGUAGAUUUGUUAAAACUUGCUCAUAGAUGAAAUUUUAAGACGGCACUUAGAGGCUUUUGCAUCUGAAUCAAACUCUUCAUUCAUAUAUA